AUGUCUGCGGAAACCAUUAUCCCAAGAGCUGCAGAUGAGGGUCCCACCCCAACCCAGGCUAGACACAGUGGUCGGCCCUGGAUGACCAUGGCUGGCUGCACUGACCUGCCCCAGGUGACCCCGGCUGGCUGUAUUACCCCGCCCCAGGUGAUCCAGGGUGGCCAUAGUGGCCCGCCCCAGAUGACCCUGGCUACCAUGCUUCCUUACUGGCACCAGCAGUCCAGGAAGAGGACCUACCUUCUGUCAGAGCUGGGUACCUAUCACAUCCUCAUUGCCCUGCUGCAUCUGGGCCUGGGGUUGUACCUGCUCAUCACUGUGAAGAAUCUCCACCUGGUCGUUAUGAAGUCCUGGUAUCCCUUCUGGGCAGCUGCCUCUUUCUUCAUUUCCGGGAUCCUGGCAGUCCUUUUAGAGGGCUUUCACAAGACUUCCCUGGCAGCCAACCUGGUCACAAACUCCAUCAGCUUCCUCUGUGCACUGGCUGGCCUCCUGGUCAUUGUCAAGGACCUCUUUCUGGAGAGCCCGUUCCCUUUCCCCAUCUGGACGCCAUACCCCUACAGCACAGUCCACAUCCAGAGACUGGUACUGGCACUCUUCUGUUUCACUUUCCUGGAGUUUUUCCUGCCAGCAUCCCUGGUCUUCGUCGCCUAUAAGGAAGGUCGCCUGGCUCUUCAGGACAACUUGUCCCUUGUUCCUGACACACCGAGGGAGUCCAGGGAAAUAUCCCCACCACCAAUGUUCCUGAUACCUCUGCCAACCUAUGAGGAGGCGAUCAUGACUCCCCCAGAGGUUGAUGAGGCGAAUCGGAGGCAAAUACCACGUCUCUAUCCUACUCUUCCUCGAAGCAACCACCCAGAGAAAAUCCAGUCCCAGCUUCUUUAA
This is a messenger RNA of Suncus etruscus (white-toothed pygmy shrew), 879 nucleotides long. It is a transcript of the gene MS4A10, whose product is annotated as membrane spanning 4-domains A10. NCBI's taxonomy places the organism in Eukaryota, Metazoa, Chordata, Mammalia, Eulipotyphla, Soricidae. Bases 1 to 879 code for a protein of 292 amino acids. Gene Ontology annotation, biological process: cell surface receptor signaling pathway. The record is from RefSeq and is a predicted model, not a curated record. The transcript is spliced from 7 exons. Gene Ontology annotation, cellular component: plasma membrane.